This is a messenger RNA of Lottia gigantea (owl limpet), 355 nucleotides long. RefSeq lists its product as hypothetical. The transcript has a single exon. The annotation marks the transcript as partial. The record is from RefSeq and is a predicted model, not a curated record. NCBI's taxonomy places the organism in Eukaryota, Metazoa, Mollusca, Gastropoda, Lottiidae.
AUGGCCAGUUUUUUUCGUCGAAGGCGUGGUCUGUUAUUUAAAGCUGUGAUUGCUGUUCCGUUGCUAUGGAUAGUUGUAGUUGUUGUGUUUAGUACGAGCGGCAAAUUAAACUCAGAUCAACCACAUUGGCAACAAGUGGAAAUCGAGAAACGUGAAGAAGCACCCCUUCAUGCACCUCCUGAAUCGCGGAGACAUCACGAAAAUAUACACAAUGAACCUCAACGUGACAACGAGAAAAUUCACAAAAAUGACGUUGAAAAUAACGAGGAUAAAAAAAAAGAAAAAGACCAUAAGUUAAAAUUCAGGUCACAUGAGCAAAAGGAGGAGGAGCCAGCGUAUGAUCCCAAUGCUCCUG